UAAUUCUUGUUUAUUUUGUUUUCUUGUUAUUGCAGAAGGGAAAGAGAAGUCCAACAAUGGUUACAUCUUUUUCUCAUUGACUCAUGGCCCUGAGUUUCAUGCUUCCCAGGUAGCGAACGCCGUGGCGGUAGCCAAACAUCUUGGAGCAACACUAGUAAUCCCGGAUAUUAGAGGAACGAAAUUAGGUGACAAAAGGCAAUUUGGAGAUAUCUAUGAUGUCGACACGUUCAUCGCAGCCCUGAAAGAAAUAGUUAAAGUUGACAAGAAUGCCCCUGCCGAAUUAUCAUCGAAUGCGAAACUGUAUACCAUGAGAAUUCCCAAUGGAGUUUCCGAAGAUCUCAUAGCAUCGAAAAUCGAGCCUGUUUUCAAGCGCGAAAAGAACUUGAAAAUCGUCACUUACUUGAACGGCUCCUCGGGUAUGAACAAGCUGGCAAAACUUGACAGGUCAUCAAAUGCGCAUCAGUGCUUAGCGAUGUUCGAAAGCCUUAAACUCAAGAAAGAUUUGCAAGAACUGGUUGACUCGAUGGCCGGUACAUUGAGAAGCAUCAGCCGGAAAACUCGAGGCCGUUUUGUGGCAGUGGAUUUACGGGACGACAUGUUGGAGGGAAAAUCAUGCCAGGAAAAAAACGAUGCAGAGGAAAAAACGUGCUUUAACGCAGAAGAACUUAGCAAGUUUUUUAUUAAAAUCGGUUUCCAUUCAGACACGACGUUUUAUGUAACUCAGACAGGAUGGAGCAGCAACCUUAAUCCUCUCAGAAAAGUCUUUCCCAACACUCUCACAAAGGAUGCGAUAAUACCUGCUGAUCAGAAAGCGAAAUUCAUGGAUUUGAAGAGUCGUGAAUAUGAAAAAUUCAUCGACUAUUAUAUGUGCGUGGAAGGUGAUGUGUUUAUUCCUGCAUUUCGUGGGAGGUUUUAUGGGAGUGUUGUCGGGGAAAGGAUUGCGUAUGGAAAUACGCAGAUAUUUCUGCCAUCGAAGAACACUAGCUCGGAGUCUGCAGUGGAUUACAUAUCGCCUUAUGUAUCCAAGAAAAGCCAUGUGGCUUAUUCUUGCUACUGUUGAAGAAAGUUUCUGAGUGUAUGUAUGUAAUGUAAUGUAUGUACUUGUGUUUGAGGAUCUUUUGAGGUCCUAUGUCGAAUAAUAAACGUUCUGUUUCCGAAGUAUAU
This is a messenger RNA of Erythranthe guttata (spotted monkey flower), 1164 nucleotides long. RefSeq names its product protein MANNAN SYNTHESIS-RELATED 1. The record is from RefSeq and is a predicted model, not a curated record. Lineage: Eukaryota; Viridiplantae; Streptophyta; Magnoliopsida; Lamiales; Phrymaceae.